AUGACUGCUGCCGCGAUGGACGGCGAGCCGCCCCCAGGCACCGCGGGCGCCGGCACAGCCAGUGAUUUGGCAAAGCCUCCAGUAAAUGAACCAAGGGAACCAGAACAGUUUCUAAUGCAGGCGCCCCAGGGAAAUCCACUGCUGCUUUCCCACACCCUACAAGAGCUAUUGAGCAAGGAUAGUGUGCAGGUGGAGCUUAUACCUGAGAAGAAGGGCCUUUUUCUGAAACAUGUGGAAUACGAGGUUUCCAGCAAGAGAUUCAAAUGCUCAGUCUACAGGCGAUACAACGAUUUUGUGGUGUUCCAUGAGAUGCUGCUUCAGAAGUUCCCAUAUCGUAUGGUGCCAGCACUUCCACCAAAGAGGAUGCUGGGAGCUGAUCGAGAAUUCAUAGAAUCUCGGAGGAGAGCGCUGAAGCGUUUUAUAAACCUGGUGGCUCGACAUCCCCCUUUCUCAGAAGAUGUGCUCUUGAAACUCUUUCUGUCAUUCAGUGGCUCAGAUGUACAGAAUAAGCUAAGAGAGUUGGUCCAGGGAGUAGGAGAUGAAUUUAUGACCUGCAGAUUAGCUACCCAGGCGAAGGACUUCCUUCCAGCUGACAUACAGGCCCAGUUUGCUGCCAGCAGGGAGCUCAUCAGAAAUAUUUAUAAUAGCUUUUAUAAGCUUCGGGACCGUGCGGAGAGGAUAGCUUCUCGAGCCAUUGAUAAUGCCUCAGAUCUUCUCAUAUUUGGAAAGGAGCUAAGUGCUUUGGGCUCGGACACUACACCGCUUCCUUCAUGGGCUGCUUUGAAUAAUAGCACAUGGGGGACUCUGAAACAAGCCUUGAAGGGUCUGUCUGUUGAAUUUGCACUUCUGGCAGAUAAGGCUGUGCAGCAGGGUAAACAGGAAGAGAAUGAUGUGGUGGAGAAGCUGAACCUUUUCCUGGAUUUACUCCAGUCCUAUAAAGACCUGUGUGAAAGACAUGAGAAGGGGGUAUUGCACAAGCACCAGCGAGCAUUGCAUAAGUACAGCAUGAUGAAGAAGCAGAUGAUGAGUGCCACCGUGCAGAACAAAGAACCAGAAUCGGUGGAGCAAUUGGAGUCUCGGAUUGUAGAGCAAGAAAAUGCUAUCCUAACCAUGGAGCUGCGGAAUUACUUCUCUCUGUAUUGCCUGCAUCAGGAGACACAGCUUAUCCACAUCUAUCUGCCUCUCACGUCUCACAUUUUGGGGGCCUUUGUCAACUCCCAGAUCCAAGGUCACAAAGAGAUGAGUAAAGUUUGGAAUGAAUUGAAGCCGAAGUUGAGCUGCCUCUUUGUGGGAUCUAGCAAUAUGCCAACUCCACCAUUGUCACCUCCAGAGGGAAACUUCUUCUCCAAUUAAUGCUCUGAGCAUCUAGCGUGGAGCAAGAAGUGCAAUCAAGGAAGGGGUGGGACCUCUACCUCCAGAUGUUAGAAUGAAUCCUCCAAACAGCUGUUAUUUUUUUUUAUUAUUUUUUUAUUUUAAUACCGCUGCUUUGAGCUGCUCUCUGAUUUAGACAGAGUGGAUGUGGGGCAGAACAUACAGAUAUAAAGACAAUCUCUUAAUUUUGAAGUGCUCUGGGGCAGAGCUGAUGUUCAUUAUCCUGCAGACACUCUUCAUGGGGUCAGGGUGUGACCUGGUGCAGCGAGUGCUGCAGUGUUGUUGCUGAUGCCUCUGCAUCUUAGUACUAACAGUCCUCCAGUAAUGUUUAUCUGCACACAUGCUGACACAUCUCUGCACAUCUCUGAAGUGCUGAGAUGAACAGGAUAUGUGAAGCACUUGCUUGUAGUAGAGAUGGAUUGCCUUUUAAGCUUGGGAGGGCCUGUGUUAGGGGCAUAUAAGGAAAGCUGAAAGCCAUCCCCCAUCCCAUUGAUAGGUGUCUGGAUUUGAUUUCUUACUGCUAGACUUUAGCACAAAAUACGUGAAUGAAGGGGUUGGAUUCACUGACCCAGCUGGGCAGGGGUUAGUGCUGCUGUGUGACAGUAAUUUUCUCAGUGAGGCUAGGCAGACUGUACUGUCAGUGUGUUCUAGUUCACGGUUGCAGGGCAGCCUAGGGACUUGGUCAUAUUUUUCAGUUUGGGGCCAAAGACAAGUGGGUUCAGGAACUCAUAGGAGUUUGCCUGACAUAAAUGAGAAAAUAAUUGAAUAAAACACUCCUUAAUUGUAAACAACUCAUGCUAUACGAGCAGAACAGCUACAAGGUAGCUUGUUUAUUUUCUCUGGAGGUUCUGACAUCCAUCUGUUGAGUAGCUGUUUAGGACUAUUGGAGAGCUGCUGACCCAAAGGCUGGUGUUUUCUUGGUCUAAUAUCAGAUGAAGUAUCCUGUUACACCAGCAGGCUGGGACACAAUGCUGAUAAAGUUCAUUAGCAAAAAAUCAGUAUUUAUCAGGAUGUUACUGUCAUUCUUUUUUCUGGCUGUGGGUAGCAUUGCAGUGUGUUUGUGAAGGAGAGAAGACAAGUAAGUGACAGUUCUCGAUCUCUCUAAAAAUAGCACGGUCCUUGGUAAUGGGGUUUUCAGAAUGAUUUGUGGUCGUGAUAAAGGGACUAAACAUUCUGCAUGUUUCACUUUGUAUCUCUGGUGACUUUCCUUCAUGAGGCAAAGGGUAGGGGGAGGAGAACUUGCAUGUCAUGUUACCUUAGGGGAAAUUGUGCAUAUCCUCCAGAGAAACGGAUAAUUGAACAAACUGCAAAUGUAAGCAGCAAAACUCUACAUGAACAGGACUCCCCUGAACCUAACUUCUCUGGGGCCAAAAUAGCUGCCAAAGGGCAAUUUGAGACUUGGCUUCUUAGCGUUUUCUUUGAGUGGGUAAAAAGGAAGCACACUAACAAGGAUGAGUGCUUGCUGUCAAACUGGAACCGUUACAGUAUUUUCCCAUUGGGGAACUUCCCCAUUAGCAGGAAAUAUAUUUAAAU
Messenger RNA from Gymnogyps californianus (California condor), 2904 nucleotides. RefSeq names its product sorting nexin 8 (gene SNX8). NCBI's taxonomy places the organism in Eukaryota, Metazoa, Chordata, Aves, Accipitriformes, Cathartidae. The transcript has 12 exons. Gene Ontology annotation, biological process: retrograde transport, endosome to Golgi. Gene Ontology annotation, molecular function: phosphatidylinositol binding. The record is from RefSeq and is a predicted model, not a curated record. Bases 1 to 1353 code for a protein of 450 amino acids.